AUGCACCAUCUUCUCUUAACUUUGGCGCUCAGCGCUGCUGCUGAGGGGUAUAUUUCUGGAAGUGCUGGCUGGGAUGCAGCCUACGCCAGGGCCCAAGUCGCUCUCCAAAAGCUAAAUCAAACAGAGAAAGUUGGUCUUGUUACUGGUGUGACAUGGGAAGGAGGACCUUGUGUGGGUAACACCUAUGCGCCCGAAUCCAUCGACUAUCCGUCCUUGUGCCUUCAAGACGGACCUUUGGGCAUCCGCUUUGCCAACCCCGUCACGGCAUUCCCCGCAGGCAUCAAUGCCGGCGCAACCUGGGACCGCGAUCUACUUUAUGCGCGUGGAGCUGCUAUGGGGGAAGAGUCUAAGGGCCUGGGUAUCCACGUGCAACUAGGUCCUGCCGCCGGUCCAUUGGGAAAGAAUCCAGAUGGAGGUCGAAACUGGGAAGGGUUCUCUGUUGAUCCUUACCUGGGCGGAGUUGGCAUGGAAGAGACAAUUCAGGGCAUGCAAGAUUCCGGCGUGCAAGCCUGCGCUAAGCACUGGCUUGGCAAUGAGCAGGAACAUAAUCGAGAAACCAUGAGCUCUAAUAUUGGAGACCGAGCGACUCAUGAGCUUUACCUGUGGCCUUUUAUGAAUGCCGUCAAAGCAAAUGUUGCAUCGGUCAUGUGCUCGUAUAACAAGUUCAACCAGACUUGGGCCUGUGAGAGCGACGCAAUCCUCAACAAGCUACUGAAAGACGAACUUGGGUUCAAAGGUUAUGUCAUGAGUGAUUGGAACGCUCAACACACUGGUGUCAACAGUGCUUUGGCUGGACUCGAUAUGACAAUGCCAGGAAGUGACUUCAGCACUCCCCGUGGCAACAUUUUCUGGGGACAGAAUCUUGUUCAAGCCGUCAGCAAUGGAUCAGUACCACAGUCCCGGCUGGAUGAUAUGGUCACCCGGAUUCUAGCAGCAUGGUACCUACUGGAUCAAGAUCAGGGCUAUCCAGAUGUGACUUUCAGCUCAUGGGAUGGAGGGAAGGCUACCGUCGACGUGACAGCCGAUCAUGGUGCUCUUGUUCGCACAGUCGCUCGCGAAUCCAUUGUUUUGCUGAAGAAUGAAGAUGAGAUCUUGCCUCUGCAAGCGCCUCAGACUCUUGCAAUCAUUGGCUCGGAUGCUGCGGUCAAUCCAGAUGGUCCCAAUGCAUGCACCGACCGUGGAUGUAACAAUGGCACAUUGGCUAUGGGAUGGGGCAGUGGGACGGCCCAGUUCCCGUAUCUCGUCGAUCCACUAAGUGCCAUUCAAGGCCAAGCCGAAAAAGACGGCACUCAGAUCGUUCAGAGCAUCACUGAUAGCACCACUGCCGGUGCCUCGGCAGCCGCGGCCGCAGAUACAGCUGUGGUAUUUAUCAGCUCUGACGCAGGUGAAGGUUACAUAACGGUAGAGGGCCAUGCUGGAGACAGAAACAAUCUUGAUCCGUGGCAUAAUGGAAACGAGCUCGUCAAAGCCGUUGCAGCUAACAGCGAGAAUGUCAUUGUCGUUGUGCACAGCGUGGGCCCCAUCAUCCUCGAGACUAUCCUCGCUCAGCCAUCAGUAAAAGCGAUCGUUUGGGCCGGACUACCAGGCCAAGAAAGUGGAAACGCUCUCGUUGAUGUGCUAUACGGUAGCACUUCCCCAAGCGGCAAGCUUCCCUACACCAUCGCAAAACAGUUUGCAGAUUACGGGGCUGGCUGGAACCCAGGGCUAGACGACAACUUCGCCGAAGACAUCUUCAUUGACUACCGGCACUUCGACGAUAACGACAUCGACCCUCGAUAUGAAUUCGGAUUCGGCCUUUCCUACACUUCCUUCGAAUACAGCAGACUUUCAAUCAAUAUCGCGGCAACAGCUGGACCGUCAAACGGUCCCAUCGUUCCUGGUGGAGCAGAAGAACUCUUCGAAACAGUCGGAACCAUCUCCGCUAUUGUCCAAAACACUGGAAAAGUUCCCGGUGCCGAGGUAGCUCAGCUUUACAUUGGUCUCCCUGAUUCUGCGCCCGAUACACCCCCGAAGCAACUCCGAGGAUUCGAAAAGCUACUUCUUCAGCCGGAGCAAUCUGGCAUGGCUACUUUUGAGUUGACUCGUCGCGAUCUCAGUUACUGGGAUGUCCAGGAACAGAAGUGGAUUAUUCCUAGUGGUACAUUCACAGUCUAUGUGGGAAGCUCUAGUCGGGAUAUUCGUCAGAAUGGCGAGUUCUCUGUUUGA
Messenger RNA from Penicillium salamii, 2205 nucleotides. The record is from the annotation of a GenBank genome assembly. Lineage: Eukaryota; Fungi; Ascomycota; Eurotiomycetes; Eurotiales; Aspergillaceae.